Molecule: messenger RNA, 799 nt
Organism: Amaranthus tricolor (Joseph's coat)
Lineage: Eukaryota; Viridiplantae; Streptophyta; Magnoliopsida; Caryophyllales; Amaranthaceae
Product: iron-sulfur assembly protein IscA-like 2, mitochondrial
Exons: 4
Coding region: 73-561 (162 amino acids)
Biological process (GO): iron-sulfur cluster assembly
Cellular component (GO): mitochondrion
Molecular function (GO): iron ion binding; 2 iron, 2 sulfur cluster binding; 4 iron, 4 sulfur cluster binding
Source: RefSeq, a predicted model, not a curated record
UUGGUAGAUUAGCUGGUCAGUGGUCAGUCGUCGAAAGAGAAUCUUUUUUGGAGAAGAAUUGUGAAGAACUUCAUGGGAACAAGAUCAAUUCUUUCUCGAAUCUCUUCAAACAUCGCAAUUCGAAUCCGCCAUAACCAAAAACUUCAAACUUCAUCUUCCUUUUCAUCUUCUUAUUCUUCCUUAUCUUCUUCUGCUGCUAUUCUUUCAGAUUCUUCCCCUUCUUCCUCCGAUGAGAUUCAUAUUACUGAUAAUUUUGUUCGGAGGAUGAAAGAACUGCAAGCUACUGAGAGUGGAGAAAAGAUGCUUCGCCUAAGUGUAGAAGCUGGAGGGUGUUCUGGUUUUCAAUAUGCCUUUGCUCUGGAUGAUAGAAAAAAUACUGAUGACAGAAUCUUUGAGAAAGAUGGCGUCAAAUUGGUGGUUGAUAAAAUUUCUUACGACUUUGUGAAAGGUGCAAGUGUUGAUUAUGUUGAGGAACUUAUUCGCUCUGCUUUUCAGGUUGUUGAAAAUCCAAGUGCAGUAGGUGGUUGCAGUUGUAAAAGUUCUUUUAUGGUGAAGCAAUAGUCCAAACUUGAGCAAAAACACAUGCAUACGAAAUCAAGUGAUACAAGACUCAACAUUGUGGCUUUUACGCAAAGUCCGCUUUUAAUGUGGUUCUCUUGUAUUUAUGUUCAAGCAAGCAAUUAUUGCACCUAUUCAUGAAGAUGAACCUCUAAUUUGUAUUGUUUGUACGAAAUAGCUAUUCUAUUAUAACAUGUCUUUUUGGUUUAACCUACAUUAGUUUGCUUCAUCAAUUUACACA